Fusarium graminearum PH-1 is the source of this 882-nucleotide messenger RNA. RefSeq lists its product as uncharacterized. The transcript is spliced from 6 exons. The record is from RefSeq and is a predicted model, not a curated record. NCBI's taxonomy places the organism in Eukaryota, Fungi, Ascomycota, Sordariomycetes, Hypocreales, Nectriaceae. Bases 1 to 882 code for a protein of 293 amino acids.
AUGACCUCUACAUCUCCCUUCUUUUUAUCGUUGAUAUUGGCAUUGCUCCUUACACUCGUCACUGCUGUGGAUCCCGUUGUCGAUGUGUCCUAUAGCAGAUACAAGGGAAAGGACAACGGGAAUGGAGUCACAAGCUGGCUCGGUAUGAGAUAUGCGGCACCUCCUAUCGGUGAUCUGAGUUUCAUGCCUCCUCAAGAUCCCACAAGGUCGCGUCAAGUCAAAGAUACAAGAAAGUUCAAGCUCAAGUGUGUCGACUUGCAAGCAAGGCCGAGUUUGAUCGGUAAAUCGCAAUCAGAAGAUUGUCUUUUCAUCAAUGUUUUUGCACCUACAGAUGCUGCUAGAAUGGCCAGGCUUCCGGUCUAUGUCUUCAUUCAGGGAGGCGGCUUCAACGGCAACUCAAAACCUCAAGUCGAUGGUACUGGGCUCAUCCAAGCAUCUGACAUGAAAAUGAUCGUUGUGACACUCAACUAUCGAGUAUCAGUCUUUGGCUUCUUGUCUUAUGGCGAUAAGGUGCAACCCAACAUCGGCCUUCUUGAUCAAAGAAAGGCAUUGCAGUGGGUUCAAAAGUAUAUCUCUAGGUUCGGAGGUAACCCAAAACACGUCGUCCUAGGCGGGAAAUCAUCUGGCGCCGCGAGUGUAGCCUUUCAUCUUACCAUGUAUGGCGGCAGAAACGACAAACUAUUCCAUGCCGCUUCGGCGGAGUCCAUCUCGUCUUCGCCUAUUGUUACUAUGGAUCAAGCCGCCUACAGAGCAAACAGCAUCAUGAGCAAACUGGGCUGUGCGACAACAAACGAGGGCAUCGGUUUUGCUCCAACAAUAUGGCAGGCUUACUACAAGUCUCAGAGGCAACGUAUAGUGUUUGAGCUAAAUGCAGCAAAGUAA